GUUGUUUCGGUUGUGGGGGAGAGGUGUGUCUGGUACGACUUGGGGGAAAUGGCUCAUCAGAGUUUGGAACCUCCAAAGUACAUAAGUGCCUCUCGUGUAAAAGAGGUUCUUAAGUAUGAAGACCUCAUUCCGGUCAUUGAACAGGCCUUAGUCAAUUUUUCCGCCCGUAGAAGCGGCGGAGUUAUUCAGCCUGUGCGCACAGCCGUUGAGGUCGAAAACCGCGGAUUUUUUCUUGUGAUGCCAGCCUAUUCAGCUAAAGACAAUGCUCUUGCUGUAAAAUUGGUCACAGGUUUUCCAGAAAAUGAGAAACAGGGCCUACCUUCAUUCUUAAGCAAUGUUAUGGUAUUAGAUCCCAAGAAUGGUUUGUUACAAGCGAUUAUGGAUGGCAUUCCAAUCACAGACAUGCGGACUGCAGCAGCAUCUGCUGUUGCAACUAAGUUCCUUGCUUCUGAGAGUGCUGAAGUUUUGUGUAUUUUGGGGUCAGGUGCUCAGGCUAGAAGUCAUGUUGAGGCCCUCAAGUUUGUGAAACCCUUCACUGAGGUCAGAAUAUGGAGUAGAACCUUUGUUAAUGCUCAAAAGCUUGCAGAUGAGAUUGGUGCCAAAGCAUGUGCUACAGUCGAAGAAGCAGUCACAGGGGCUGAUGUCAUAGUCACUGCUACCUUGGCAACAGAACCUGUUCUGUUUGGAAAGUGGGUCAAGCCUGGAGCACUGAUAAACUCUGUCGGUGCACCCCGCCCAACAUGGCGAGAAAUAGAUGAUGAAACUAUGCACAAUAGCUUUAUAGUGGCGGACAGCAUUGAGGCAGCUUCUAAGGAAGCUGGGGAUGUGAUCCUCUCCAAGGCAACAGUGGCUGGGGAGAUUGGUGAUGUUAUUUCAGGAAAAUUGGCUGUUCCUGAAGGAAAAACACGGAUCUUUAAGUCUUUAGGUAUGGCACUGGAAGAUGUUGUAUCUGCUAAGUUGGUGUUGAGUAAACUUGGUGGAUUAGGUGGUACACCUCUUGAUGUGCUUUAGCCAAUGAUAAUUUUAUCAUUGUUUUCUGGGAAAGAUGCCUGGGAGAGAAAAGACUGAUAUAUUUUAAAUGUGCCAAAGGCUAAGUGAAUAUCGUUGAAUACCCCCAAUACUAAGUAUUAUUGAAUAAAUGUAUAUCUCUCAUACACCACUUUUUAAGAUGAAAUAAAAGGUGGGCUCUUCAAGGGCUUAUAUUUAA
Messenger RNA from Pocillopora verrucosa, 1207 nucleotides. RefSeq names its product ketimine reductase mu-crystallin-like. Lineage: Eukaryota; Metazoa; Cnidaria; Anthozoa; Scleractinia; Pocilloporidae. Gene Ontology annotation, molecular function: hormone binding. Gene Ontology annotation, cellular component: cytoplasm. The record is from RefSeq and is a predicted model, not a curated record.